This is a messenger RNA of Penicillium odoratum, 2301 nucleotides long. Its product is annotated as tRNA methyltransferase RSM22. The transcript has a single exon. Gene Ontology annotation, biological process: translation. The record is from RefSeq and is a predicted model, not a curated record. Lineage: Eukaryota; Fungi; Ascomycota; Eurotiomycetes; Eurotiales; Aspergillaceae. Gene Ontology annotation, cellular component: mitochondrial small ribosomal subunit. Bases 1 to 2301 code for a protein of 766 amino acids. Gene Ontology annotation, molecular function: structural constituent of ribosome; methyltransferase activity.
AUGGCGACAGCACCGCAAUGGGCUUCUACACAGCGUCACUCCUCCACCGCAUCCUCCGCAGAACCACCGGCCGACUCUCCCGAAGCCAGUACGAUCGACCAGAUCAAUGUACUCAUCGAGCGCAUCAGUGAAACCGAAGAAAGAAUGGUGCAAACAAUGGAUGAAUUGGAUUUGUUGGCGGAAUCGGAAGGCGCUGACGACCUCCUGGCCGACUUCAUGAGCAACCGGGACCUGCACACCCCGGAAUCAUGGGUGAAUUUAGUUCGACAGCAAUUUGGUGAUACCAUUCCAGAUGGCGUCUUGAAUGAAGGAGAUAUGAAACUAUAUAUCAGUCUUUACGGAGAGCCGAUCGUCCAUGAGAUCUUCGAGGAAGGAAUUGCAGAGGAAGAAGGGGAUUCAGAUCAGUUAUUCCGUGAGGAUGGAGAAGGAGGUUGGGAGGAGAUCGAGUACAAGGAGAAUGUGGAGUUUGAGGAAGACGUGCCUGUGGUCUACGAUAUGGAGGCCGGACCGGAAGAGAGGGAGACAAUUGCCAUGCAGCGGACUCGAGAAGUGGCUGAGCAACUCGGCGGCGAGAUCAUGCUAGAGCAGUUCGAGAAUGAGGCUGUUCCAGACUCUACCCCCAGAGCUCAUCCUUUAACCCUGCUAGGGAAAUCCCAGACUGAUCCCAGCACGAUUCACCUACCCAAGAACUCACUGACUGGCCCCAUCUCCGUCAUCUUGUCAGAGGUCUCCAACAGACACGUCGCUGAGACUGCUCACCGUUUGUUCGGCGGCCCAGGUCUUCCUCAUUCCACUACAACUCCGCCUCCCCGCGCACAGCUACCUCAGCUUCCAAUCCCGAUUCAUGCAUCGCAGCACUACAUGGCAAACAUGGAGGCCAAUGCAUACCUCGCGGUCCUCUACCCGGGAAUCUACGCGUCUGCACUGAGCGUGCUGGUUGAAGUGCGGAAACGCCUUGGGACAGACUGGAUUCGCAACCUUAUUACUCAAGAAGGUGGCCCGAAUGUUCUAGAUGCUAGCGGUGGUGGUGCUGGCAUCUUAGCUUGGCGCGAUGUCAUUCGUGCGGAAUAUGAGACGAUGGUUCCCGACCACCCACAAGAAGAUCCUGUUCCAUAUGGACGAUCAACGGUUCUGACAGGUUCAGACGCGCUCCGUUUGCGUGCAAGCGCAAUCCUCGAAAACACCACUUUCCUUCCCCGCUUGCCGGACUACCUCCAUGUGCGUGAAAAACCGACAUUGGAAGAUUCGCGUGAUGCCCCCAAGCGCAAGCAAUUUGACGUCAUCAUCGCACCCCACUCUCUCCUCGGAUACGAAGAAGAAUACGAGCGCAAGGAGUAUGUGGAGAAUCUAUGGGCACUCCUGAAUCCUAAGGGAGGUGUUCUGAUUCUUCUGGAGAAGGGACGUCAAAAGGGCUUCGAGGCCAUUGCCGGUGCCCGUGAGAUGCUGCUCAAACGCUAUAUCGCCAGUCCUGGCUCAACAGAGUACAACAACUCCCUCGAAGCUCCUGAUGAGACCGAGCCCGUGGUAAAGGGAGCCGGUAUGAUCAUCGCCCCUUGCACCAACCACUCAACCUGCCCCAUGCACAACCCUGCAGGCCCAUCAAAGGGCCGCAAGGACUACUGCCACUUUGAGCAGCGGUACAUUCGCCCCCCAUUCCUGCAGCGCAUCAUGGGAGCCAAGGAUCGUAACCACGAAGAUAUCAAAUACAGCUACCUUGCCGUGCAGCGUGGUGUAGACAUGCGACAGGAACUUGGUAUUCAACAGAAUGCUGAAGCAACGGACGCUGCCUUUGAAGGGUUUGAGGAUGUCGAAGACCCGUCCAAGAUCCACCCGCUUUCUCUUCCACGUGCUGUUUACCCACCUCUCAAACGCCGCGGUCAUGUCAUUUUCGAUUUGUGUACCCCGGCUGGCAAGAUUGAACGCUGGACUGUUCCCCGUUCUUAUAGUCGCCAGGCCUAUCGUGACGCUCGCAAGUCAAGCUGGGGUGAUCUUUGGGCGCUUGGUGCUAAGACCCGCAUCCCACGCAAUUUGAACUUGGGCGACAAGCAUGGUGAAGGCAAAAAGGAGCGUUUAGCUCGACGAGCUGCAGACAGGGCAGCUCGCGAAGAAGAAGAAAUGGAUGAGCAUGAGCGUGACGAAGACGAAGAUGAUGAGCUUGACGAGGGUCAAAGCCGCUCGGCUCUUCCUGAGCCAGCUCCGCGAAAGAGAGGCCAGAAUAUACCGAGCUGGAAGAAGCACAAUGACAAAAAGAAGAUGAGACAGGCAUUAAAGAGACAGGUGGAUGCUGAAAAUACUCUUUAA